Molecule: messenger RNA, 1773 nt
Organism: Mangifera indica (mango)
Lineage: Eukaryota; Viridiplantae; Streptophyta; Magnoliopsida; Sapindales; Anacardiaceae
Product: dehydrogenase/reductase SDR family member on chromosome X-like
Exons: 11
Coding region: 303-1424 (373 amino acids)
Source: RefSeq, a predicted model, not a curated record
ACAUAAUUUUCGACUACCAUGGUCCCAACAACCCUCGUCAGUGAGCACACCUCGUCAGGCCUCAUCUUGCUUUUUCUUACUUCAAAUUAGACGAAACAUCAACCGCAUUUUAGUGGCAACACGCAAGGCACUCGUUAGAUUUUUUCUUUUUAAUCUCACCAGUUCCUAUUGUCAAAAUUGUAAGAGGAAUUUGGUGGGGACAAAUAGUAUUGCCAGAUCAAAAUAGUUCUGUCAAUCCGAGAUGAGAUUAUUCUUCUGUUUAGUACUCAUCAGUUUUGCUUAGUUUCAAGCCCUCGGAGAAAAUGAAGACAAGAAUGGUAAUGAAUGAGUUAAAAGGAAUUCUGCAUUUCAUAUGCUCGGUUCAGUUCUGGAGAAUGGCAGUGCUUUGGACAUUAUCUGUUCUGACUUCAUACUGGCAACUUUUUGUCCAAAGGCUCUUCUCUCAGAAAGCUUGUUGUUUUACUCGUCAACUUCCUCCAACCACAGGGCGUACAAGACCUGUUUGCGUCAUUACUGGUGCUACAUCUGGUUUGGGUGCAGCUGCAGCCUAUGCUCUUUCAAAAGAAGGGUUCAGUGUUGUUCUUGCUGGACGGUCAUCCCAAUUAUUAUCAAAGACUAUGAUAGGAAUAAUGAGUAGGAAUAAAGAUGCACAUGUUAAAGCUUUUCAGGUCGAUCUGUCAUCUUUCCAGUCAAUAUUAAAGUUUAGAGAUUCUCUUCAGCAGUGGCUUUUAGAUUCUAAUAUGCAUGUUUCUAUCCAACUCUUGAUAAACAAUGCUGGGAUAUUGGCGACGUCACCUCGACUUUCAUCUGAAGGCUAUGAUCAGAUGAUGAGUACAAACUAUGUUGGUGCAUUCUUUCUUUCUAAACUUCUGUUACCACUUCUCAGAAACAGUCCUGUUCCAUCCCGGAUUGUAAAUGUUACUUCUUUCACACAUCGAAAUGUGUUUGGUGCACAGAUUGACAAUGAGACUGUCACUGGGAAGUACUUCUUGAGAUGUAAAGAUUAUCCAUUUGCGCAUGUCUAUGAGUUUUCCAAAUUAGUAUGCCUACUUCUUUUCUCUUAUGAGCUUCGCAGACAACUUGGCUUGAUGGAUAACUUUCGUCAUGUCUCUGUGAAUGCUGCGGAUCCUGGAGUUGUGAAAACCAACAUCAUGCGAGAAGUUCCUUCAUCUAUUUCACACGUGGCAUUUAUUGUAUUGAAGCUUUUUGGCCUUCUGCAGUUGCCUGAAAAUGGUAUCGAUUCUAUUCUUGAUGCAGCCCUUGCCCCACCUGAAACUUCUGGAGUUUACUUUUUUGGUGGAAAGGGUAGGACUUUAAACUCAUCUGCACAAUCCAACAACUCCAGACUUGCAGAGGAACUUUGGACAAUUUCAUGCCAUCUCUAUGAAGAGAACAAACUUGCUUGCAAGGAUUUCUCCAACUAAGCAUAAGUAGUUAAGGAAAAACCUGGUUACAAGAAAGAGGUCACAACUAUUAUCCACAGCUGGUGUGAAACAGGCCUAAGAAGAACUAUUGUGACGGUGGCCGGACGAAAUCUUUCUGAUGUUCUGAAUCACCUGGGCAUAAGAGCAAAACUUUACCCGCGGAGCUACAUGGUUUCAUGAGUUUAUUUGCAUGAUUUUGCGGAUGGAUUACAAGUGAAUUCAAUGUAGUGAUUGAAAAUGUUUCUAUGGGUUCUUUUCUACUUUAUUUUUCAUACUUAGGUCUUUAUGCAUUUUUAUGGCUUAGUUUAGGCCUUUAAACUUAUAAUGGAGUGUGGCAAUUUCUUGAGAA